This is a messenger RNA of Halteromyces radiatus, 656 nucleotides long. Its product is annotated as histone-fold-containing protein. Gene Ontology annotation, molecular function: core promoter sequence-specific DNA binding; transcription coactivator activity; transcription corepressor activity. The transcript has 4 exons. Gene Ontology annotation, cellular component: negative cofactor 2 complex; nucleus. Gene Ontology annotation, biological process: negative regulation of transcription by RNA polymerase II; positive regulation of transcription by RNA polymerase II; transcription by RNA polymerase II. NCBI's taxonomy places the organism in Eukaryota, Fungi, Mucoromycota, Mucoromycetes, Mucorales, Cunninghamellaceae. Bases 45 to 404 code for a protein of 119 amino acids. The record is from RefSeq and is a predicted model, not a curated record.
CUUUCUUUUCCUUCAUUCUUCUAUCCUUUUAUCCUAUAAACAAUAUGAAAAAGAAAUAUAAGACGAAGUUCCCAGUAGCACGUAUCAAAAAGAUCAUGCAACUUGAUGAAGACGUUGGAAAAGUAGCACAGGCAACACCGAUAUUAAUAUCCAAGGCGUUGGAACUCUUCAUGCAAUCACUGAUUGAUCAAGCCUGUAGCGAAGCGCGACAACGAGGUGCCAAGCGAUUAACUGUAGCUCAUUUGAAAAAGACUAUCGACACAACUGAACAAUUUGAUUUUUUGAAGGAUAUUGUAGCUACUGUAUCUGAUCCUAGUGAUACACCUAUGGUUGAUGAAAGGGAAGAAAAACCGGCAAAAUCAAGGAAACCAAAAUCAUCAAGGAUGAAGGAAGAAGAAGAUUAGCGGUAGAGGAAAUAGACAUUCUUGUACGACAAUUCCCAGCAUCAUUUUAUACAAUUCUUAUUGAUCACACCAAUUCAAGUGCUGAUGACGAUAUGUUGGAUAUUUUACAUUUAUAUUAGGUUGUAGCAUAGAUAUCUUCUCAUUCCUUUUUCUCUUUUUAUCAUUAUCAUUUCAUUCCCCCCUUUUACAUCCCCCCGUUCUCACUUCAUUUUUAUUCAAUAAACAAAUGACGACUAUCAUUCAUGAUGAACA